CGCGCCCCCCUCCCCCCCACACGCGCCCCCAACCCCCACCCCUCCACCAGGCUACUUCAACCCCCAGCUCUCUGCACUACACUUAAAAGAUCGUGGGUGUGUGAAGGCGCAGGCAGGCCGGCCCAGGAGCCUCACCUGACCUCUCAAGAUGGUGGCCCUGGACCGUCAACGCCUCCGGCAGGAGAGCUAUGCCCUCCUGGGCAAGUUAAUCCGCACCAAGGACCCCGCCCGAUUCCAGGGAGACGAGAGCGGCGACUCCAAGCUGAAGAAGGUGCUGACCACCGUCGACUUGACCUCGCUGGGCGUGGGGUCGUGCGUGGGCACGGGCAUGUACCUGGUGGCUGGCAUGGUGGCCAAGAACAUCGCGGGGCCCGGGGUCAUCCUCUCCUUCACCAUCGCUGCCAUCGCCUCCAUCUUCUCCGGUGUGUGCUACGCAGAGUUCGGGGUGCGGGUGCCCAACACGUCUGGGGGCGCCUACAUGUACAGCUACGUCACGGUGGGCGAGGUCAUGGCCUUCAUCAUCGGCUGGAACAUGGUGCUGGAGGAACUGAUCGGCACCUCCGCCUGCGCCUGCGCCCUCAGUGCCUGCUUCGACGCCAUCGCCGACGGCGCCAUCUCCUCUAGCAUGAAGAACACCUUUGGCACCAUGUUUGGGGAGCCGCCGGACCUGCUGGCGUUCUUCCUCACGCUGAUGAUGGGCGGGGUGCUGGUGGCCGGCGUGCGCAAGUCCGUCCUCUUCAACAACACCCUCAACCUGGCCAACCUGUGCGUGUGGGUCUUCAUCAUGGUGGCCGGGCUCUUCUACGUCGACACCAGCAACUGGACCCAACACGGCGGGUUCAUGCCUUAUGGAUGGUCAGGGGUGCUGACGGGCGCCGCCACCUGCUUCUACGCCUUCAUCGGGUUCGACAUCAUCGCCACGACGGGGGAGGAGGCGGUGAACGCCCGUCGCUCCAUACCGUACUCCAUCGUCAUCUCCCUGGUCAUCAUCCUUAUUGCCUACGUCACCUCCUCCGCCAUCAUCACACUGAUGGUGCCAUUCGACAAGAUCGACGAGGACGCCGCCCUGGUGCAAGUGUUCGGACAGGUGGGCGCCCCGAAAUGUCGAAACUUGGUGGCGCUGGGAGCCGUGGCCGGCCUCACCGUCUCCAUGUUCGGGUCAAUGUUCUCUCUGCCCAGGAUCGUCUACGCCAUGGCCAAGGACGGACUCAUAUUCAAGAGUCUGGCGGACGUGUGGGGGGUGACCGGGACGCCCGCGAUGGCCACUGUCGUCUUCGGUCUGGGCGCCGCCUUCGCUGCCAUGUUCAUCUCCCUCACCGUCCUCGUUGAGAUGAUGUCCAUAGGGACGCUGCUGGCCUACACCCUGGUGUCGACAUGUGUGUUAAUCUUACGGUAUCAACCACACUCAACUACACUCCUGGAGAUGCUGCCGGAGAGUAUCCGCACUCCUCUGGGUGGCACUCCGCUCCCAGGCUCUCCCACACGCACUCUCACUAAUGCGGAGAUGAGGACGGGCCUCGGGGUGCGGGCCGGGGCGACCAAGGCCGUCACUCCCCAGCACCUGACGGCGGCGCUGCAGCAGAACGGCGGCCGUAUCACCCCCUCCGGUCUUCCCCUCGACCAGAAGAUUACCGUCAAGCGCGUGAUGCGGUCGUCGCCCGACUCCGACGACACCGGCAACACCGAGGAAGGGAGCGGCGAGUCGUGGCGGCGGGAGGACGACUACAUGGUGAGCGACAAGUGCGAGAACAAGUACUACGGCGCUGUGCCCGCCUCCACCGGCCCAGCCAAGUGGUACGACAGGUAUGUGGAGCUGGUCCAGCAGACGUUCCCGACGCUGUUUCCGUGGGUGGAGGAGGGCCCCUGCACCGAGGACACCGGCAGACAAGUCAUGAAGCUCGUAGGGUUGCUGUACGUCAAUGUGCUCAUCCUGGACAUCCUGCUGGUGUGUAGCCUGGGGGAACUGGAGGGCCACUCCCCCGCCGCCUCCUUCUUCAGCCUCCUGUUCUUCAUGGGCAUCGUGGUCAUCCUCCUCCUCAUCUCACGCAAGCCACAGAACAGGAAGGCGUUGCCGUUCAUGGCCCCGGGGUUGCCGUGGGUGCCAGCCGUCGCCAUCAUCAUCAACGUCUACCUCAUCUUCAAGCUCUCCAUCCUCACCCUCGUCCGCUUCAUCCUGUGGAUGACCAUCGGCUUCAUCAUCUACUUCACCUACGGCAUCAAGAAGAGCACUGUGGGGACAGAGGACGAGGGCGAGAUAGAGCUCCACGUCACGUCCAACCCGUCCGCCCAGCCGGCCAUCAACACCGUCAGUCCGCCCACUGAGCCCACCCUCGCCGCUCCCAACCAACCCGUAGUGCCCACCGCAGAUUUCUUAACCUCGCCGGUAGCCACCAUUCCUGGCGGGCCCCCUUCCAGCCGGCCAGCAACCAUCACUCAGCAUCAACAGCCCCCGCCCAUAAGCAAGCAAAUAUAUAUAUCAAGCAAUCCAAACAAUCCAUUCCGUUAAUUCAUGGUUGUAGUUGUUGUUUUGUGUAAGUGAGUUAGACAGCGUACGGUGAGGGUGCACGAGGGUGCGCCUCACUCCCAGGAAGGCCAAGCCAUGCUCUCCAACACUCCCAUAAUUCCACUUCCUGCACAACUAAGAUAUAGGUUUCAAUGAGUAUAAAUUUUGUGAUUAACUUAACGUUUUAUAACGAUUAAAGGAAUCUGAUCAGGUUUUAUUGCAUAAAAUUUCUCUCCAGGUCUUUGAGACACGACCACAGCGGAGUUGGCCUUACACGAGACAACGACGCGGUUGGGUCACAUCCCUGCUAUGUAGUGAGCGGGUAAUGUGAUGUUCAUUAAGAGGAAUUUCUAUAUGAAGGUCAUACUAACACUGCCAUAGCUCGGCUUUGCGUACUUAGUCAAUGAUACGAGAAAUUCUGGCAUAUCAUAUUUAUAAAGUGUCUCAUCACGGCUAUGUACUGCUCAUCCCGGCUAUGUAAUGUGGGUUUUAUGGUGGAAGUAGAGCUGGUGGCGUUUGUCUCGGGGUUCGCUGAUGCGGUUCUCACUGCGACUAGCUGCAGCACCUCCUCUGGCCUCAGCUGGGCUCAGUUCUGCAGCCCGAGGCCACAACCAUGAGUUUAGCGUCAAUUAGUCAGCUCAAACAAAACAAAAAUUUUAAUAAAGUUGUAAGGUGGGUCCCUGGUCUUAAGAAUAAUAUUGGUUCCUGAACCGUCCGCGAUUCGUGAAAUACAUUACCGGAGUCAUUGUUCAAGUCUGUGUUGAAGGCUGUCUUAAACAUUUCUUCAAACCCCUAAUUGAGUCAGUUACGACACGUACUUAAGGUAAAUUGUUACAAGAAGCAGAGAACAGUGAGGGUGCAGGCGUGCCCGCUGUGAACGGUGAAGUGUGCCGUCUUCACCGCACGCUGUCGUUACUCCAGUGACCUUUUAAACAUUAAUGUUAUCGUCUCGUGUGUAAGUUGAUAUGUGACUUGACAAAGGGCUACAAAAAAAUGUAGUUUAUUAAGAUAUAGAUAAGACCUGGCGCAGCCUUGUAACCUCGUCGUUCAGUAGUUACCGCUAGCGUAGGUUGUAGUGCUUAUAGGAGGAGUGUGUGAGGGGCGAGACCUUCCGUCUGGCCUCACCUCAUCACACUGCCCGACUUACUCAUCUCUAGUCACCAAUAUUACUCAUUUAUUACACACACUCUUGACCACAACAAUUGUCUCCAUGGACUGUGUGUGCAUGUGUGUGUGCAUACAAAUAUAUCAUAAUGUAUUUAAGAUUUUGUUGGAAAUGACUUGUGAAAACUUUCUGGUCAAAAUAGGUAUUUGUUGAUCAAUGCCUAAACUGCAUUUGUAUCAAGGGUCCUCAUUGUGUGUGUAUGGUAACGAGGACCUUAUCAGGAGAACAGCGCGAGUGAGAACGCUGGAUCACCUUCCUGGCUGUUUAGUCCACUAUUACACUGGACUAUUACACUGUUUAGUCCACUGUUACACUGGACUAUUACACUGGAGGCUCCCGAGGGCGCCUGACCCGUGGUCCGGGCUGCCGAGUGUGUGUUUAAAAGUCAAGCGUGUCUCCCUGAUAUUUAUUCAUUGUUAUGAGUGGGUUCGAGCUUUAUUGCUUUGACUAUUUCCAUCAGUGAAAGUAUAAACUAAAGACAACAUGAAUCAUGAGUCCUGAUUAAUUUUUGUUUCACUUGGAGAGGAGAGUCGCGAUUUUAUUAUAUAUAUAUAUAUAUAUA
Messenger RNA from Procambarus clarkii (red swamp crayfish), 4230 nucleotides. RefSeq names its product solute carrier family 7 member 14. Gene Ontology annotation, biological process: amino acid transport; transmembrane transport. Gene Ontology annotation, molecular function: amino acid transmembrane transporter activity. Gene Ontology annotation, cellular component: plasma membrane. The record is from RefSeq and is a predicted model, not a curated record. Lineage: Eukaryota; Metazoa; Arthropoda; Malacostraca; Decapoda; Cambaridae.